Messenger RNA from Chroicocephalus ridibundus (black-headed gull), 432 nucleotides. Its product is annotated as E3 ubiquitin-protein ligase RBBP6-like. Gene Ontology annotation, molecular function: zinc ion binding; ubiquitin protein ligase activity. Gene Ontology annotation, biological process: ubiquitin-dependent protein catabolic process; protein ubiquitination. The coding region runs from base 13 to 432 and encodes 139 amino acids. The transcript has 4 exons. Gene Ontology annotation, cellular component: nucleus. The record is from RefSeq and is a predicted model, not a curated record. NCBI's taxonomy places the organism in Eukaryota, Metazoa, Chordata, Aves, Charadriiformes, Laridae.
CUGCUGUGGUAGAUGCCUUUGCGUAGCAGGCACCGCCUGGCCCCGACCAUGUCUGCUGUGCAUUAUAAGUUCUUCUCCAAGCUGAAGUACGAUAUAGUCACCUUCGACGGCCUCCACAUCUCCCUCUGCGACCUCAAGUGCCGGAUCAUGGGCCGUGAGAAGCUGAAGGCGGCCAACUGUGACCUGCAGAUCAGCAACGCCCAGACCGAAGAAGAAUACACAGAUGACAAUGCCCUGAUUCCUAAGAACUCAUCGGUGAUUGUCAGAAGAAUCCCUGUUGGAGGAGUUAAAGCUACCAGCAAAACAUCUGUUAGAAGUCGAACUGAGCCAGUGAGUGGAACAUCAAAAGCGAUUGGUGACUCUCCUGCAUCUAUUUCUGUGGCCCAGCUUACUAAGGUAUAUGAAUAUUCUCGUCAGAUACUUAAAAAAUAA